AUGAACUCGUGGCCGACGAGCCCGUCGACGCCAGCGCCUGCCGCGUCUUCUUCCUCUUCAAGACAGCAGCCGACGCUGACCAAUACGCGGAUCCGGUCUGUGGCGGAUGCGCACAAGAUAUUCUAUGCGGUGCGGGCGGGGCGGCUGGCGAUGGUGUCGCGGAGGCUGGACGCGGACGAGCGGGCCGCGCUGGGGAGCGGGUGCGUGUAUGCGUGGGAGGAGCGCGUGCAGACGACGGACAUCACCGGCGUCGGCAUCGAGCGCUUCACAGAGGGCAGGCGCUGGAGCGCGUCCCGUGUCCGUGACGAGUUUCUGUUUUAUUAUGAGAAGUAUGUUGUACCGGGAGAGCCGAGCACCGCUGCUGCUCGCGCUACGACACCCCCGCCUGACUGGGAGCAGCUCGUCAAGCAGACCUACUCCGUCUUCGUCGACACGCCCAGGGGAAAGCGCAAGUGGCAUCUGACGGCGUACUUUACGCAGGCGGCGGUCGACCGGCUCGGCACCGUCGACGACAUCCCCGGCGUCGGGUCCGAACACGUGCCCGCCGGUAUGUUCACGACCACCCGCGUCGGGCGGCGCCGCGCCCCCGGCGACGAGGGCAUCACCCACCCCGGCCCGCACGCCCACCCCGGCACCGUCCACCGCGUCUACGCGCCCUUCCCCGUCCCCGUCCCCGGCGGCGGCGGCGGCGCCCACAUGCUCGCGCCCCCGCCCGAUGCAGGGCCCCAUUCACCAUCACCAUCACCACCAUCGCCAUGCCCAUCACCACGGCCGGGCGUCGGCGUCCAGCAGCGACAGCAGCGCCGGGAGCGCGGUGCGCAUGUCUUCCCCCUCCCCCACGCCCACGCCCACGCCCCCCGGCACCCGCACUCGCCCGCGUCCUCCGGGGGCUCCGCCCGCUCGCGCUCGCGCUCGCGCUCCUCCGGCUCCGCGUCCGUCUCCGGCCGGUCCCGCUCCGGCUCGCCCCGCCGGCCGCUCCUCCUCGACGCCGCGUACGACUACGACUAUGCGCCCGCGCCAGGCAGCGCGCUCUCCAGCCCCCGCGCGGCCACCGCCCCCGAACACACGGCUACGUAUGCCCCCGGCGCGCCGCCGGGCCCCGGCCCCACCCCCGGCCCCGGCCCUACCCCCGGCCCCGGUCCCACGAUGACGCUCGCGCCGCUCAAGACGCUCAUGCGCAUCCAGCCCACGCGCCGCGAGCCCAACGACGAGAGCGCCCUCCGCAUGAUGGAGGGCGUCACAAUCGGCGUCCCCGUCGGCGUCCCCGUAGCCGUCGGGCUGAUCUAG
Molecule: messenger RNA, 1287 nt
Organism: Mycena indigotica
Lineage: Eukaryota; Fungi; Basidiomycota; Agaricomycetes; Agaricales; Mycenaceae
Exons: 3
Coding region: 1-1287 (428 amino acids)
Molecular function (GO): DNA binding
Source: RefSeq, a predicted model, not a curated record